AUAGCAUGGAUUAUAGGAAGUUUAUGAAAGUUUUGUUGUUUUGGUUGGGUGUUUUUUGUGUCCGUCAGAGAUGCAGUGAUUUUUGUGGAAAAUAGUCGGGAAAUAGUGAAAAAAUUGGAGUAUUAGUGAAUUCUGAGGAUGAAGAAGAAAGGUGUUCAGCAGAGGAAAGAGCAUCAGAUUAAACUGAUGCAGGAUGCAAGAGCCAAGAAGAAGCGUCGAUUGGAAGCGGACUUAGAUUCUGAAGAAGAUGAACCUAAACCUCCGCCUAAGAAUAAGAGAAAAGCAGAAUUAGAGAAGUCUGAUGAGUCUUCCGGCGAGGAGAAAAAGACCGUCUCCCGGUCUGGGAGGGUAAUCAAGAAGAAAACCUACUUCGAUGAUGAUGAUGAUCUUGAGGAUGAAAUCCCACUGAAAAUGCUCAAGAAGACCCAAAAGAAGGCUGAUCAGGAGAUAGAUAAGAAGCAGUCAAAUGAGAAAAAUGGUGGCGAUGCCAUUGAAUUCAUAAACAUUGAGAAAAUCUUCGUGAAGACAGAAGGAGGCAGUGAUGAGGAUUACGAGGAAUCAGAAGAUGAUGAUGAUGAUGAAGAAGAGGUGGAUACGGUGAAGAGAAAGAAGCCCAGAGCUUCAUCUUCGAAGAAAGUUGCAGCAGCAGCAGGUUCAUCUUCCAGUAAAAAUGUUCCACAUAUCGUGAAGCAAUCCGGAGGAGUUACAGUGUAUCAAUGCAGCAAAUGUCCCAAGACUUAUGCAAGACCCAGUCGCCUGAGGCGUCAUUUCCGGAAGCAUACAGGAGAUGUUCGGGUGCGUUGGUUCAAUUGCAACAUUUGCCAGAAGCAAUUUUCCACCGAGGAUAAGCUCAGUAAGCACAUCGUGAGGCGUCACAAAGAGAGUGUAAAUACUGUUUUGGAUGCUGUAGCUGUGAGGGAUGAAGUAGCCUCUGCCCAAGCAGCUGCAAAGGCUGCCGAAGAAGCAAUGAUUCAGGCAGCUGCAAUGGCAAGUCCAAAGAAUCUGAUCACACCAGAUGAUGAAGAAGAAGAAUUCAAGCCUGAAUUGGUGCAGGUAAAAGUGGAGAAUUUCUAUGAUUCCUACGAUGAGGAACCACCCAUGGAGACCAUCAUUCCCAAAAUGGAAGAUGAUAUCGAAGUGGCGCCGGUUAAAGUGGAGGACAGGGACGUUGAAAUUGAUGACUAUGAUCACUUUGGGGAUCAUUUUGGGGAUAAUUACGAUGAUAUUGAUGAAAAGGAUGAUCUCCCUGAGUCUUUCAAUGAGAACCAGGAAUCUUUCAACAAGUCCAGUUCCUUAGUGUCCAACAAAUCCCGCGCAAAUGAUUCCUUGAAUGAUGAAAAGUUUCCAAUGGUGUCGGAAAAUGACUUUUCCGGAUCGGAAAUUAUUGAUUGUUCGCCACUUGGGAGAGAUGCAAAUGACUUUUUGGUGGACACGGAAAUUGAAUCGUUGAGUCCAAUAAUGUUUGACGAGCAGGAGGAUGAUAAUCCCAAGUCAAGGCUUUACAAAUGCUCCUACUGCCCCCGAACAUUCGUGGUGCGUGAAAACUUUGCCAAUCACAUGGUUUAUCACACGAAGAAGGAGAAACCCUUCCCGUGUGAGCAGUGCGAUGAACAGUUCGUGACGCAGGGAACACUCUACUAUCACAUUGAGAGUAAACAUCUGAGGCCUCGCUGUGAGGUGUGCCACGAGGAAACGGGCAAUCUGAAGGACUUCCUGAAGCAUCAGCGGAUGCACACGAAGCGCAUUAGGUACAAGUAUGUGUGUGAGUUGUGUGAGGAGAGAUUCCCGCUGAAGCCACAAUUGAAGAAGCACAAGGAGGAAUUGCAUGGAACGGGUUAUCUCAAGUGUGCUCACUGCCCAAUGACCUUUUCCAAUGCUGUCUUCUUCCUCUGUCAUGCGACUGAAUUCCAUGGAGAUCCCAAGCCCUUCCGGUGUGAUUUUUGUAGUUUUAGAACAAACAAAAUCAACCACCAGGCUAUCCAUUUGCGGACGCAUUUGAAUGAGUUCCCGUACAGAUGCCUGGAUUGUGUGAAGUUGUUCAGGGAGGAGAAGGAUCUGAUGGAGCAUAUGAAGGAUCAUGAGGAGAAUAAGGUGACCAAGUAUAAGUGUGACAAGUGUGGAAAGUGUUUUAGCACCAACAGCAACCUCCAUAGGCACAUGAAGAAGUACUGCAAGAUGUUCAAGUGCCCAAGCUGCGAUAAGGUCUUCAGUACUCAGCAGAGUUUGCAGCAGCAUCAGAUUUGUCACAGUGAUGCACGUCCGUUUAAGUGUGAUGUCUGUGGGCAGGCUUUUGCACGGCCAGAAGCUGCUAAGAUUCACAUGCGCAUCCAUACCAAUGAUCGACCGUAUCCGUGCAGGAUCUGUGGCAGGACAUUUAUUUCGUCAUCCAGGAGGGGAAAUCAUGAGAAGCAUCAUCUGGGGGAUACACUGAGGUACAAGUGUCGGAUAUGCAAGAUGGGAUUCACGCUGGCUAAGGACCGUGAUGAACACAUGGAAGUGCACGAGAGGAGAAAGAGGACUCUGCAGUGUGCAAUGUGUGAUCAGAAAUUCCUCCGGAAGCCCAAAUUAGUCAGGCAUCUGAAGUUGCAUUUGACCGUUGAGGGCAAGAGGAGACUGAGGAGGAAGUAGUCUAGGAAUAAAAUGGUAAAAUAAGUGAAUUUAGCCAUGAAAAUUGGAAAAUUGUUGGUCAGAAGAGAUUUUCUCAACAGUGUGUUCCAUCCCCACAAACAGAUGGCGCGCACAGCGCUCUGAAUUUUUUGACAUCAAACUUUCCUCUCGCAGAAUAUUCUUCAAAAUAAUAAAUAUUUGCAAAUAGCAUAGUAAAAA
This is a messenger RNA of Phlebotomus papatasi, 2826 nucleotides long. Its product is annotated as zinc finger protein 791-like. The transcript has 6 exons. The record is from RefSeq and is a predicted model, not a curated record. Bases 139 to 2628 code for a protein of 829 amino acids. Lineage: Eukaryota; Metazoa; Arthropoda; Insecta; Diptera; Psychodidae.